Molecule: messenger RNA, 4592 nt
Organism: Epinephelus fuscoguttatus (brown-marbled grouper)
Lineage: Eukaryota; Metazoa; Chordata; Actinopteri; Perciformes; Serranidae
Gene: prkaa2
Product: protein kinase, AMP-activated, alpha 2 catalytic subunit
Exons: 10
Coding region: 142-1815 (557 amino acids)
Biological process (GO): intracellular signal transduction; protein phosphorylation
Cellular component (GO): cytoplasm
Molecular function (GO): ATP binding; protein serine/threonine kinase activity
Source: RefSeq, a predicted model, not a curated record
GUUUAUCGGGGUCGAGUCUUCGCUGCUUCUCCCCGUCCUCGCUCGCAGGGAGACAAGUGCCCCGCCCCUCCGCGCGCUCCAUAGGCAGGCAGGCAGCACACCCGCCGCACCGAGCGAACCCAGCCGUCGGUAACGGAGAAGAUGGCAGAGCGGCAACAACAGAAACACGAAGGCAGGGUAAAGAUCGGACACUACAUCCUCGGCGACACGCUCGGAGUGGGGACAUUCGGGAAAGUGAAGAUUGGCGAGCAUCAGUUGACGGGCCAUAAAGUGGCUGUAAAGAUCCUAAACAGACAGAAGAUCCGCAGUCUCGAUGUUGUUGGGAAGAUCAAACGAGAGAUCCAGAAUCUCAAACUGUUCAGACACCCACACAUUAUCAAGCUGUACCAGGUGAUAAGUACACCAACAGAUUUCUUCAUGGUCAUGGAGUAUGUGUCUGGAGGUGAGCUGUUUGACUACAUCUGCAAACAUGGACGGGUGGAGGACACUGAAGCCCGCCGCCUUUUCCAGCAGAUUAUCUCAGCUGUGGACUACUGCCACAGGCACAUGGUGGUCCACAGAGACCUCAAACCUGAGAACGUCCUGCUGGAUGCCAGCAAGAACGCCAAGAUAGCUGACUUUGGUUUGUCAAACAUGAUGUCAGAUGGGGAGUUCCUACGGACAAGCUGUGGCUCGCCCAACUAUGCUGCUCCAGAGGUCAUCUCAGGAAGACUCUAUGCAGGCCCAGAGGUGGACAUCUGGAGCUGCGGCGUGAUCCUGUACGCCCUGCUUUGCGGCACUCUGCCCUUUGACGAUGAGCACGUCCCCACGCUGUUCAAGAAGAUCAGAGGAGGCGUCUUCUACAUCCCUGAGUACCUGACUCGCUCUGUGGCCUCGCUGCUCAUGCUCAUGCUGCAGGUGGAUCCUCUGAAGAGAGCCACCAUCAAAGACAUCAGGGAACAUGAGUGGUUUAAGCAGGACCUGCCAGGCUACCUGUUCCCCGAGGACCCCUCGUAUGAUGCUACAGUCCUGGAUGAAGAGGCUGUCAGGGAAGUGUGCGAGAAGUUUGAAUGCACUGAGUCUGAGGUUGUGUCCAGCCUUUACAGCGGGGACCCACAGGAUCAGCUUGCAGUAGCUUAUCACCUCAUAAUAGACAACCGACGCAUCAUGACCCAGGCCAGCGAGUUCUACUUGGCCUCCAGUCCUCCCCAGGGCUCCUUCAUAGAGGAGGGCAUGCCGCUGCCCCCCGGGAUCAAACCCCACCCAGAGAGGAUGCCUCCGCUGCUGGCUGACAGCCCCAAGUCUCGUUGUCCUCUGGAUGCUCUCAACACCACUCGGCCCAAACCGCUAGCAGUGAAGAAGGCCAAGUGGCACCUCGGUAUCAGGAGCCAGAGCAGACCCUAUGACAUCAUGGCUGAAGUGUACAGGGCCAUGAGACAGCUCAGCUUCGACUGGAAGGUGGUGAACCCGUACCACCUGCGAGUGAGGAGGAAGAAUCCAGUGACGGGAAACCUGGUGAAAAUGAGCCUGCAGCUGUAUCAGGUGGACAACAGAUCCUACCUCCUCGACUUCAAGAGCAUCGAUGAUGACAUCAUCGAGGCAGUUGGCUUUAAAUCGGGCUCGUCCACUCCUCAGAGAUCAGGCUCCACAGCCGGACUCCACAGACCCAGACUGAGCAUCGACUCAGCGAGCCCCGCGAUUGAUCUGCCCCAGCUCAGCUCCUCUCUCCCGGGGUCCCUGUCCGGUAGCAACCCUCUACUCACCCCCCGUCAGGGAUCACACACCAUGGACUUCUUUGAAAUGUGUGCCAGCCUCAUCACUACGCUGGCACGCUGAGAUGUAUCUGUAACCUUGAUGUCAGUGGGGUUUUUAAGCCAAUUGCUGAUCCGGGACGUCGGGGAGUGUAGAUGUUAGGAGUGACUUCCUCUCUCUGUCUCCUCUCCAUCUCCGUUCCAGCUGUAUUGGCCUGGAAGGGUGAAUGGAAGUGUAAAAAGCAAAGCCUGUCACUUCAGAUUAGGGAGACACAGAGAGGAAUCCUUUCUCAGAGAGGCAGAUUAAUAGCCUUUUUUUUUUUUCUUUUCGUAUUUUGACACAGUCCUUAGAUCAGAGUCUCAGAGUUUAAACAUGCAGCCACAGCUUAUGACAACUGAUCCUGGGACUGGAAUCUGUGACAUAUUGAAGGCCAUAGGCAAUAGGUCACAGCACGCAGUCGUGUCGGAGUCAGGAAAGGUCAAGUCCACUGUCACUCCUCCCACAAUUACCUUCAAUCUAUAUCAACUGCUGAAACGUCAUCGCCUACCAUAACACUAAAUGGCGGGAAAGCCUGCUGAGUUUUCCCCAAACACUGAUCGGAGGUCAGUUUUGCUUCUCGUCUUAUAUUUUGAUGAAGGUUGUUAAAAUUGACAUAAAAUCUGUGUCUGAGGGAACGUUAGCACAUGUAAAAUUUAUUUUCAGGUUUUAUAUUCUAUGGUUUGUAAAGAAACUUUUGUUAUCCAUGUAUAUUAUAUUUAUAUUACAUAGCUGAAAAGGUUGACAAGGGUAUACCAAAUAACAGACUUUAUACUCCAUAAAGAAGAUGAUUAUUAUUUAGAUAUCAGAUCCAUAUUUAUUUUUGAGAGAUUGUUUUUUAGGCGCUGUAGUUAUAUUAUUUAAGCACUGCAUCGACGUAGAGUUUUAUCCUGAUUUUGAAUAGAUUGUAGAAGAUUAAUGAACCUAGAGAGGCAGCGGGAUAGUCGGGCGAUAAUACUCUGCAUGGUGCCGACUGUGUCCUGCAUUUAGUGAUGAAGCACAGAUACACACCAUCUAACAUGAGUUUUCACAGCCACCGUAUUACCUGACUUCUCACAUAGCUAUGGUCGGUCUCUGUGUUUUUCAAAGAUGCCGUUCAUACCGUACAUCUGCUGUUUCUUUCCCCACACAACCAUCAUUUUAUACAUUCAGUAACUGUCAUAAAUAUGCAACAACACACACAGACUCCUCUACACUUCAGUUUAGCCCUUAACAAAUGACAAGUUGAGCAACUGCUAAUAUGCUGCUCAGCCAUGCAUGCACAGAAUGUAAUUUAAAAAGCGCGAGCAGGCCGGAGAUAUCAGGAGGACAGACAUGGCAGGCAGUCACAUACGCAGUAAGCUGAAAAAGACAGACGCCAUGUGCUGUUUGUAAUGAAGAGUGUAGCAAUUUUUAGGGCUACAAUUAUUAACUAUCUUCUUUUUUUUUUUUUUUUUUUGACUUAAAGGUCCAGUGUGCAGGAUUUAGGGGGGGUCAUCAUUUUCUUUAGUGUAUAAUCACCUUAAAAUAAGAGUUGUCGUGUUUUUGUUACCUUCGAAUGAGAUGUCUAUAUCUACAUAGGGUGCAUGUCCUUGUCUAAGGAGAUGGCAAAGUUUCUACAGUAGCGCAAAAUGGACAAACCAAACACUGGCUCCAGACGGGGCCGUUCACGUUUUCGCAUCAGCCACCAUAGUUUGCAGCCUCUCCCCGAUAAGCAUGUCAGAAAAAUACAUUUUUGUAAAUGUAAAACUGCAUUAUUCAGUGAUGUAACUGGUUUAAAUCACCAGGUCCAUUUGUUUUGGAGAGGAAGAGACCCCUAUGGUUAAUUUAGCUCCUGGUAAAAACCUGAACUCCUGGAUCUUUAGUUAUCAGACCUCCGACAUGAAGCUGCUUUAUACACUGUUUUUACCGGUUUAACUCACUGGGUCUGUUUGUUCUGGAGAGGAGGAGACUCCUGCAGAUAAUUUGGUUCAUGGUAAAAACCUCCUGUACAUCUGGAUCAGAAAUCAGAUGAGCAUACAUAAGGUUAUCAGGUAAGCAGAUAUUAGCAGGUACAGCUGCAAUGUGCCAAACAGCGUAGGAGAAACUGCUUUGUUUAGUGUUUUUAAUCACCUAGUCUGUUUGUUUUAGAGAGGAAGAGACCUCUGCAGAUAAUCCAGCCACCUGAACAGCCAAAAGUGAAGGAAUUGUAACUGGGAUUGUUUCAGCUGGUUUCAAUGGGUAUUCCUCACUGCUAAAUCCCCCUGAAUCUUACACACUGUUCCUUUAAGCCUUUUAAAAUGAGAAAAAUGUGCAUCAGAAUUUAGAGCCUAAUCUGAGGUCUUGAAUCAGAGCAUAUGUUAGUAUUUACUUGAUAAAUUGCUCCAAUAGUCGAUCAGUUUUCAAAAUUGCUACCAAUCAUAUUAGCAGAGUUAAACUUCAUUAGCCCUGAGUCUGUGUAUGUGGACAGAUAAUGAGGUGAUGAUGAUAAUCAAUGAGAGGAAGAUGACAAAUCCAUGCGAGGUGGUGUGUAUCUGCUGCAGGACAGUAUAAGCCACAGAAACCUUUCUCCAGUUGCCUUAAAGAAUGCAACACAGUAACUGUGCAUAUGUUUAUGGAGAGUGUGUGUAUGAGCCAGUGUGUGUAGUGGAGAUGGGUAGAGUGUGUCACAUGAUGUCAUGUUUUUCUUACUGACUUUGUUCGGAGGAUCUCUGCAAUGCUUUGGGAGAUUGGUUCAGUUGGUAGAAAGUGACAAAGGGACAUGAUGUUUGGUGUUUGUGUUUCGUCAUCGUCUGUUGAGUCUGCGUUUUAAAACUCGUGUGGAUUUACUGUUUUAUUGCCUCACACUAAACUUCACCGUGUCUGUU